AUCACUUUUCUAAAUCAAGCCAUUUAGAUUUUCUUAAAUUCCUAAAAGCAAUUGUGCGAAGUCAGAUUAUAAUUGAAAACAAUUUAAAGGCACUUGGAUUCAUCGAACAGAAGACCCCAAAGGAAGAUGUUUUUAAGGAGGAGGAUCUUAUUUCAGAAAUCUUAACAAUAGCCAGGACCUUUCGCAACCAACAACUCCUGAAAACAUAA
Funneliformis caledonium is the source of this 209-nucleotide messenger RNA. NCBI's taxonomy places the organism in Eukaryota, Fungi, Glomeromycota, Glomeromycetes, Glomerales, Glomeraceae. The record is from the annotation of a GenBank genome assembly.